GGCGGGGACGCGCGCGGAGCUGAGGCGCGCGAGGCCUCCAGGACCCGCAGCCGCACCCCGUCAUGGGCGCCCGGAAGCCCCCCUGCUCCGGCCCACUGCUGGUGGUCUGCGCCCUUCUGUCCUUUGCCACGGCCGCCUUCCUGGGGUGCACCCUGCUCCAGCACACCGAGGCGGCCCCCCGGGAGUGGCGUGGCUUCUCCCGGGUCUCGGGGGAGAACCGCCCUGGGCGCCUGCCUGCCCCAGAGGACCAUGGCCACCCCGGCACCACACCCACGCAGUGCGACGUGCCCCCCAACAGCCGCUUCGACUGUGCCCCUGAUAAGGGCAUCACCCGGGAGCAGUGCGAGGCCCGGGGCUGCUGCUACGCGCCUGCUGGGCAGCGCCAGGCCCCCAGGAUGGGGCAGCCCUGGUGCUUCUUCCCCCCCAGCUACCCGAGCUACGUGCUGGGGAACCUGAGCAGCACAGACACGGGCUACACGGCCACGCUGACCCGCGCCACCCCCACCUUCUUCCCCAAGGAUGUCCUGACCUUGCGGCUGGACGUGCUGAUGGAGACGGAGAGCCGGCUGCGCGUCACGAUCAAAGACCCCGCCAACAGGCGCUACGAGGUGCCGCUGCGGACCCCGCGCGCCCGCCGCCGGGCCCGGGCCCCGCUCUACAGCGUGGAGUUCUCGCGGGAGCCCUUCGGGCUGGUCGUGCGCCGGAGGCUGGACGGUCGGGUGUUGCUGAACACCACGGUGGCCCCCCUGUUCUUCGCCGACCAGUUCCUGCAGCUGUCCACCUCCCUGCCCACCCGGCACAUCACCGGCCUCGCGGAGCGCCUGGGGUCCCUGAUGCUCAGCACCGACUGGACCAGGGUCACCCUCUGGAACCGGGACAUGGCCCCUGCGCACGACGCGAACCUGUACGGCUCUCACCCUUUCUACCUGGCGCUGGAGGACGGCGGGUCGGCGCACGGGGUCUUCCUGCUCAACAGCAACGCCAUGGAUGUGGUCCUGCAGCCCAGCCCGGCCCUCAGCUGGCGGACGACAGGAGGGAUCCUGGACGUGUAUGUCUUCCUGGGCCCGGAGCCCAAGAGUGUGGUGCGGCAGUACCUGGACGUCGUGGGCCGCCCGUCCAUGCCGCCUUACUGGGGCCUGGGCUUCCACCUGAGCCGCUGGGGCUACUCCUCCGCCGCCCUCACGCGCCAGGCCGCGGACAACAUGACCCGCGCCGCCUUCCCCCUGGACGCGCAGUGGAACGACCUGGACUACAUGGACGCGCGCCGCGACUUCACCUUCGGCGCGGGCGGCUUCGGCGACCUCCCGGGCCUAGUGCGCGCGCUGCACCGCGGCGGCCGGCGCUACGUGGUGCUCGUGGACCCCGCCAUCAGCAGCGCGGGCCCCCCGGGGAGCUACAGGCCCUACGACGAGGGGCUGCGGAGGGGCGUCUUCAUCACCAACGCCACGGGGCAGCCGCUCAUCGGGAAGGUGUGGCCGGGCCCCUGCGCCUUCCCUGACUUCACCAACCCCGAGGCCCUGGACUGGUGGCAGGACAUGGUGGUCGAGUUCCACACCCAGGUGCCCUUCGACGGCAUGUGGAUUGACAUGAACGAGCCGUCCAACUUCGUGAAGGGCUCAGUGGACGGCUGCCCCGACAACGACCUGGAGAGCCCACCCUAUGUGCCCGGGGUGGUCGGCGGGACCCUCCGGGCGGCCACCAUCUGUGCCUCCAGCCGCCAGUUCCUCUCCACGCACUACAACCUGCACAACCUCUACGGCCUCACAGAAGCCUUUGCCUCCCACCGGGCCCUGGUGAAGGCCCGGGGGACUCGCCCCUUCGUGAUCUCUCGCUCGACCUUCGCCGGCCACGGCCGCUACGGCGGCCACUGGACCGGGGAUGUGUGGAGCAGCUGGGAGCAGCUCUCGGACUCCGUGCCAGAUGUCUUGCUCUUCAACCUGCUGGGGGUGCCCCUGGUGGGGGCCGACAUCUGCGGUUUCCUGGGCAACACGUCGGAAGAACUGUGCGUGCGCUGGACGCAGCUGGGGGCCUUCUACCCCUUCAUGCGGAACCACAACGACCUCAGCAGCCUGCCGCAGGAGCCGUACCGGUUCAGCGAUUCGGCGCAGGCUGCCAUGAGGAGGGCCUUCGGGCUGCGCUACGCCCUGCUGCCCCACCUCUACACGCUGUUCCACCGCGCCCACGUCGCCGGGGAGACCGUGGCCCGGCCCCUCUUCCUGGAGUUCCCUGAGGACCCCCGCACCUGGACCGUGGACCGCCAGCUGCUGUGGGGCGAGGCCCUGCUCAUCACCCCGGUGCUGGAGGCCGGCCAGGCCGAGGUGACCGGCUACUUCCCUGCCGGCACGUGGUACGACCUGCAGACGGUGCCCAUGGAGGCCCUCGGCAGCCUCCCGCUUCCGUCCCGCGCCCCCCGCGAGCCUGCCAUCCGCAGCAAGGGGCAGUGGGUGACGCUGCCGGCGCCCCUGGACACCAUCAACCUCCAUCUGCGGGCCGGGCACCUCCUCCCCGUGCAGGGCCCCGGCCUUACCACCACCGAGACCCGCGGGCAGCCCAUGGCCCUGGUCGUGGCCCUGACCGCGAGCGGGGAGGCCCGCGGGGAGCUGUUCUGGGACGACGGGGAGAGCCUGGACGUGCUGGAGCGAGGGGCCUACACGCACGUGGUCUUCCUGGCCGGGAACAACACCGUCAGGAGCGAGCUGGUGCACGUGGCCAGCGAGGGGGCGGGCCUGCAGCUGAGGAGGGUGACCGUCCUGGGGGUGGCCGCGGCCCCCGGCAGGUUCUGUCCGACGGCGUCCCCGUGUCCUUCACCUACAGCCCCGAGAACAAGACCCUGGACGUCCCUGUCUCGCUGACCGUGGGUGUGCGGUUUCUCCUCAGCUGGUCC
Messenger RNA from Talpa occidentalis (Iberian mole), 2884 nucleotides. RefSeq names its product alpha glucosidase (gene GAA). Gene Ontology annotation, cellular component: lysosomal membrane. Gene Ontology annotation, molecular function: alpha-1,4-glucosidase activity; carbohydrate binding. The coding region runs from base 63 to 2852 and encodes 929 amino acids. Gene Ontology annotation, biological process: lysosome organization; glycogen catabolic process. NCBI's taxonomy places the organism in Eukaryota, Metazoa, Chordata, Mammalia, Eulipotyphla, Talpidae. The record is from RefSeq and is a predicted model, not a curated record. The transcript is spliced from 20 exons.